Messenger RNA from Arvicanthis niloticus (Nile rat), 531 nucleotides. Lineage: Eukaryota; Metazoa; Chordata; Mammalia; Rodentia; Muridae. The record is from RefSeq and is a predicted model, not a curated record.
AUGCAAUUUAAUGGAGAAGGCAGCACAAAAACUGAAGCAAAGCUUAACGGAAGCUUCUGCCAGAUGAGUAUGGCCUUCAUCUGUGUUAGACCAUUUACUUUUCUUAGGGAAAUUAUCAUAGGGAAACCCACAACAAGACCCCCUGCUUGUCUUCAUGAAUACCUUAAGUUCAUUCCAAAAGAACAGAACAUGAGUACAGACCAAAUCCGCGAACCACUGUAUACCCAUGUUCUGCAUCAAUGCGCCCUGCCACCACUGUGCCCAAAAGAAAGGCUGAAAGGGGAUGCUAAAGGAGACAAAGCCAAGAUGAAGGACGAGCCACAGAGAAGAUCUGUGAGGUUGUCUGCUAAACCUGCUCCUCCAAAGCCAGAGUCCAAGCCUAAAAAGGCCCCUGCAAAGAAAGGAGUGAAGAUACACCAGGGGGAAAAGGAGAAAGCCUAUACCAGUAAGGAUGAGAAUAAUCCUGCAGAAGACGGAGAUGCCAAAACAGACCAGGCACAGAAAGCUGAAGGUGCUGGAGAUGACAAGUGA